CGUAUUGUGCAAAAGCAGGGUUUUUCGUAACAAAUCAUAAGAUAACGAAUUACAAAGUAACUGUGAAAAAUAAGUGUGUUGUAAACUGCGUAAAACUUCAAAACUAUAGAAACUUGUACAUUAUUUGAUUUUUACACUUAACGUCAAACAACUUAAACUCGAUAGCACAAUGCAAUCUAAAAACUUAAGUGAAACUUUUCAAAUAGUAUUGCGGAAAUUACUAGGAAUUACUUGUUUCUUAUUAUUUGGUCCAUUUCUCGUCAUUAUUCUAUCGUUUUUCUACAUCUACCGUCGUUUGAUUGAAAUUAUCUUAAAAAUUCAACUUAAAGACAAAUUUGCCGGUAUAUUAGAAGGUUCAGACGCCUUCUGGUCUAUCGAAGACAUUUCGCUAUCUAUGGUCACUUUCGUGAUGCUUUUGAAAAAACCCGCAGGAAGUACAAAUACAAUCUUCUUGAAGAAUAUUAGAAACUUCGCCGGUUACGCUUCGAAGAAUAUCCCCACAGAGCUCAAAAAACUGUUCUACUAUAGAUAUCAAAAGUAUGGGUACUUUUAUUGGGAUAAAUCACACAAAUUUAAUCCAGAAACCGCGAUCCGAUGGCUGGAGUGCGAAAAGAAUACUUGCGAUGGAUCUUGUGAGAAUUUUUACAGCACAACUUUUCAAGAAAACUUAGGUUCUAUAUGCAACAGACCGUUGUAUGAUAAUCACAAACCAAUGUGGGAAAUGCUCGUUGGCAGACGUUGUUCAAAAUCUUCAUCUUACAUCGAAGAAGAUCCGAGCUUGUCUUCCGAAGAUCGCUUCAAUACCGAUAUCGACGAAAUUCCAGUAGUAUUUCGUUAUCAUCAUUCUCUUGGUGAUGGUGUAACUGUUUUAAAUACGUUGUGCAAAAUAAUUUUUGACAAAGACGUGAUAAAAAAGCAAUCGUCAAUAAUGGACUUCAAGAACGACAUUUCGACAGCCAAAGAACUCCAUUUUAAAGAAAAACGAAGAACUUCCUUAAAAAGAAAAAAUAUUUCAAACUUGAAACAAGUAUAUACCAAAAUUAAAGAAAUCACAAAAACUAUAAUAAGUAUAUUGUUUGGAUUUGAAAUCCACAUCUCUCAAGUUGUUCGUAGUGUCGAUAAAAGUAGUCUGCAUGGUCAGCCAUUAACAGGUGAGAAACUAAUAGUUUCCUAUAUGGAAAACAAUGCCAAUAAAUCGCAGCUUUUUAUGAAACUUAAAAAACUAAAACUGUGUACAGGAGCAAGAAUUACUGACAUAAUAAUUACAGCACUUGCUGCCGGUCUAGUUAGAUAUUUUUCACGCAUAAAAGAAAGAAUACCUGAAACACUAUCGGUCUUUACACCCAUAAGAAUGGAAUCUGACAAAAACAUUGGAUUCAGGAACGAUUUUUCGUUUCUUAUGAUCAAAAGUGUUUUUGUUGAUGAAGACAGAAACAAUAUUUCAGUAAAUGACACUUGUCAAUUUUUUGAACGUCUUCAGAGAACCGCAUCAUCAAACAAUAAGAUCAGAAAUAGUUUAGAUAUAUCUUUAAAUUAUUUUUUGCUAAAAUAUGUAUGCGGACUUUUGCCAGUAGAAGUUUUGAAACCUCUGUCUACAUCGAUUUGCACAAUAGCAUACAGUAAUAUGAAAGGGACAGGAAAAAACUAUCAAUUUAUGAAACAUGAAAUAAAAAAUGCGAUGCCUUUAAUACAAAACAGAAAUAAAAUUGGCAUGGGAGUAUGUACAUUUACACAUAGAGACAAGUUUAAUUUGUCCAUAAUAGCUGACGCAGCCGUAAUAAAAGAUAAAACAUUACUUAAAGAUAUAGUAGAAGAUACUAUACGUGAAAUUAACUCUGCGUACGAUAGUCUCGCAUAAUUUGGAAGUAUCGGACCGUUCACUGAGAACACUCGUGAAAGAG
Messenger RNA from Pseudomyrmex gracilis, 1901 nucleotides. RefSeq lists its product as uncharacterized. The coding region runs from base 170 to 1858 and encodes 562 amino acids. The record is from RefSeq and is a predicted model, not a curated record. The transcript is spliced from 4 exons. Gene Ontology annotation, molecular function: long-chain-alcohol O-fatty-acyltransferase activity; diacylglycerol O-acyltransferase activity. Gene Ontology annotation, biological process: triglyceride biosynthetic process. Lineage: Eukaryota; Metazoa; Arthropoda; Insecta; Hymenoptera; Formicidae. Gene Ontology annotation, cellular component: plasma membrane.